Molecule: messenger RNA, 258 nt
Organism: Phodopus roborovskii (desert hamster)
Lineage: Eukaryota; Metazoa; Chordata; Mammalia; Rodentia; Cricetidae
Gene: Wfdc9
Product: WAP four-disulfide core domain 9
Exons: 3
Coding region: 1-258 (85 amino acids)
Source: RefSeq, a predicted model, not a curated record
AUGAGACUCCAGACCCUCCUCCUCUCUGUGUCCAUCCAUGGGAUGGUGGUGUUUCUGUAUGUUCUGGGAAGCUUCAAUAAACAUGAUGAGGCUGAAGAAAUUGACCAGUGCUGGGUACAGCCUCCAACAAGGUUCUGUGGAAAAAGGUGCACGAGGGUGCAGAGAUGUGUGACCCCAAACCACACCUGCUGCUGGACAUACUGUGGAAACAUCUGCUUGGACAACGAAGAACCCUUUAAAACCCUGAUGAAACUCUAG